CGGUAGCUUGCGCUGCCUAGUGUAGAAACAUUUGAAUUGUCCGGAUUUGUUUUCCGGUGGCUUCGUAACAUCCGAUCGUACGGUUCAUUCAUCUCUAUAUUUUUGACGUUUUCCUUUUCAAAGACCACGCAAGAUGAUUAAAGUGCCCCCUUUUAUCUUGCUUUCAUUGGCACCUACCAAAUGUAUAUGGCGACGUGCUGUCGUGCUUGACUUGGAUUGGAUUGGCGCGUUCCACAGCGCUUUCGGUUCGUGUUUCUGCUUCUCUGCUGUUUCCCUCCCGCAGCACGCGCCAACGUUGCACGCGCUGCAAGAAACAUGAUUUAUUUUGUGUACUUCAUUUACGUAUUCUAAAAACGUUGUUCGAAGUAAACUUCCCAAUUCCAAGCAUCCAUACAGUUCUGGACUGGCUACGGGCUACCUUGGACGACUUUCUGCCCGUCCUUGUCCUUCAAGCAUCACAUGACGAAGCAGUUUUCCUUUCGAUAUGCCCUGUCUAGCCCUGCCCUCAGAGUGAUAAAGGCGAUCGUCCGGUCGCACAUUGGGCCAGACGCUAUGCCAGCUGCACAGUAGCCCUACUUCGUUCCUACAUUCCUGCUCCUCGUUUCUGUGGCACCCACCCACUUCCCACGGAAGGCACUCGUAUGCACCUCUUUUAGUAGGCCUUCACUGGUGUUCGCCACCACCCUUUUGUUUGUUCCGUGAUUGCUAAAUUAAAGUGGAGAAGCGCCAUGGACCGCAAGCCAGAAAUGUCUUUGGUGGCACAGUACGAUGACCUGUUCCGCUUGGUACAAGAAUCCGUCCGAGGAAGCGACAUUACUUUGGAGUUCUUAAAUUUUGUCAAAAACCAGGAGUUCUGCAGGCAGCGGUGGCAUGCAGCAGAACUGAGGGUUAAAAAACUGGAGGACGAAAACAAGGAGCUGGCUUUGACCAAAGCUCACUUGGAAGCAAAGCUGCUGCAUCUAAGAGGGACUCUUGAACACGAAGUUUCAAGGAGGGAACGAUGCGAGCAAAAGUUAUCUAUGCAGCAACACAGGUUCAACCUCAUUCGCCAGUGUGUCUUGAACACAGAUGACCAACGCGUGGGCCAAGCUAAGACAGUCAAGUCAAGCCUUCAUGACUUGAUUAAUCUGGAUGAAGACGCUCCCGUCUGGGGCCACAACACGACGGACAAAUCCGUUGGAUCUGUGCUGUCGCCCUCUGGAUCGGAAUUCGAUGACACCACUGAAGACGCCGAGAAUGGGGGAUGGUGUCGUCCAAAGAGGUCUCCUUCAACGUCUUCACCUGCCCUGACCACUUGCCCGCAACAUAAUGGCGUUGUACGCAACUGUCCACCAGUGACCGAAGUUGGAGGCGGCGGUUUGUCCGGGGGCACGUUCCAGACCGAGAAGAGCAUUGGAGACGCUCCCACCAUUGCGAAGGCCCGCGUAGAACAACCGAGCAGCUGCGAGGUUUUUGCCACUACAGUGACCAUGGUGGCUGGGAGCAAGGGCUAUGUGGCGACCAUGACCUCGAGGCUAGAGGGGGACCCUGCCAUGCUCCCUCGCAAUAAGGUCCGGCGAAGUCUGAGCAACCCUGCAGAGCCCACGGCGGCUCCACAGUCCAGGGCACCUCGUAGAUCAGUGGACGACAGUACGGUGGAGGCGCAAGCGGGCUUUGUCGCCGCCCUGGACGAGCUCGGUCCCCUGAGACGCAGCACCCCGGUCCGGCCAGAGGGGCACGGGGUCCACGCCUUCGCCAGCAGGACCAUGCUGCGCCCGGAGAAGUGCGGCGUGUGCGGCAAGCGCAUCCCUUUCUACAAGGCCGUGUCCAAGUGUGCCAACUGCCCCGCCGUCUGCCACCCCCAGUGCCAGCCCUUUGUCAAGCAGGCCUGCGUGCUGGAGCCCGUGGCCCGUCCCAGGUCGGCGGGAAGGGGUCUGAUCUCUGACCACGUCCCUCUUGUGGCCCCCAUGGUGCCGCCACUGCUGGCCCACUGCCUGCCCGAAGUGGAGCGGCGGGCGGGAGGGUCCCCGGACGGACUCUAUGGCGCAACUGCACCCAGGGAACAAGUGGAAGCGCUCGUGGAACAGUUCCUUCAGGGGAAGGACACACCCAAUCUGGCUGCCUGUGAACUGGCCGUGGUGUGCGGAGCUGUGAUGAACUUUCUCGGUUCCCUGAAGGAGACCCUGGUUACCAAGUCUCUCUGGAAAAGCUUUGUCAAAGCAAGCGGGUGCGAGGAUCCGGCGGAGCGCCUGUGGCAGGCAGUGCACCUCGUUGGGCAGCUUCCUCGUCCCAACCGCGACACCCUGUCGCUGCUCCUGAGGCACCUCCAGCAACUGGGGAAGCGACAAGGUGCAGCGGGGGACCUAGUGGCCACGUUCGGCCCCUGCCUUGUGGGCUUCUCCGUGGACAACCCCAGCCCCCAGCUCGAGCUCCAAGAGAUCCCCAUGCAAGUUGCGGUGAUGCGUUGCCUUUUGGAAGUAUCGCCGGAAUACUGGGACAUAAAUCUUGACCCCAGCAAUGCUCUCCCUGCACCCAGGCCAGGCUUUGUUCUGCCAACGACCACAAGCAGGGAAAGCAACCGGUUCAACUUCAGGCGUCCCAUGGCGUUUGCAUUCUUGGAGGCCCUGCCAAAGAAGUAGGAGGACCGACCCUUUUAUUUAGUGUUUGCUUUGCUUUAUGUUAUUUUGUUAGUUUAAUUGGGCUCUGACCCACAUGCUGUGACAGUAUAACUGGUAAGACUAUAUAUCUGAUGAUUGUUUGUUUGCUAUAUUAAAGAUUUUAUCAAAAAAUGUUGGUGAUUAAAAGAUCCGACAGUAUCACAGCGGUGCCGUUUACUUGAGCUUGUUCACAGAAGUGCUUUGCC
Ixodes scapularis (black-legged tick) is the source of this 2842-nucleotide messenger RNA. RefSeq names its product rac GTPase-activating protein 1. The record is from RefSeq and is a predicted model, not a curated record. Gene Ontology annotation, biological process: signal transduction. The coding region runs from base 729 to 2618 and encodes 629 amino acids. The transcript has 13 exons. Lineage: Eukaryota; Metazoa; Arthropoda; Arachnida; Ixodida; Ixodidae.